UGGCGUUUUGAGCACGUCACCGGGCUCAUUGAUGCACCGAUCACUUCAUUAGUAUAUAGUGAUGGACAAGAUAAGUUAUGGAUAGGACAAGAGACUGGUAUUACUCUUCUUUCACCGAUUAUCAUGUCGACAGGACGUAUUCAUUGGUUUUUUUCUAGAUUGGCAGGACAAAUCUCCAAUCCUGGAUCAGACAUUGGUCAUUUACCAUUUGCUAAUAUUACUACUUUGAGUGUGAGCCAUUCGACAUUACCUGACAGUCGAGUUUGGUUAGGUACUAUUCGUGGAAUGAUGCGUUUUCAUCCAAACGAUACUGAUAUAAACGCUUGGCGUGUAUUUAAUAGUGCCCGAUAUAUGCCUAAUCGCGAUUCAUUGGUCAAUGUAGUUUCAUUGGCUGUACUGAGUCGUGAAAGUAAGGCACCUACCGCUCUGGGCAGUACUGCAGUAGCAGUCACCAGUAAAGGCUUAGCUGUUCUUCACUUUGAGAUGUGGACGUUGGCGCAAAAAGCAAAGUAUUUUCAAGAAUUCUUUAACCAAACAGGAAGACAUGACAAAUAUAAUUUGGUAUCGGGUUGUGGUAUGUCAUCAUGGGGAGAUAGUCGUACUUGUGUCAAAGGACCAGAUGACAAUGAUGGUCUUUGGACUUCAAUGUAUUUAAGUAGUCAAAUCUUUCGCUAUAGAGUAACACAAGAUGCAACAGUCAAAGCAUCUGCUUGGACUCAUUUUGAAGCAUUAGAACUUCUUAAUAAAGUUACAGGCAUUUCUGGUUAUCCUGCUCGUUCAUUUGCGAAACGCACUGAUUUUCCUCCUGGUCCUAAUUGGUAUUUAUCUCCUGUUUAUCCAACUCUUCAAUUCAAAGAUGAUACCUCAUCUGAUGAGAUUGUUGGACAUGAAUUUGUUUAUCCAUUAGUACAUGAUUUGUUGGUUAGUAAUGAGGAUGAACGCCAAAGAGCUUACACAUUGCUCUUCAAUAUCACUAAUUAUAUUUUAACUCAUGACUGGUAUUUGGUAGGCCUGAAUUACACUCAUAGGGGUGUCUGGAAUCCAAUAGAUAUAAAUAAUGGUAGUGACCAUAUAGACGAGCGGGGCCUUGGUAGUCUCGAAAUAUUGGCUUUUUUACUUCAAACUUAUGCUUACAGUGGUGAUGAACGUUUUCUUAAUGGUGCUAACCUACUUAUUGAAUCGUAUCAAUAUGAUGUUAAUCUCAUUAAUCAAAGAAUGAUUGCAGUUUGCCAGGUUAAAUUUUGGGAUGAUGAGCUAGCUUAUUUGUCCUAUUUUAAUUUAGUCUAUGCAAUCAACACAUUUACUUCCAUGCCUACUUUAUCUACAACACAGAAGGAACGUACACAAUUAGUUAUCGAUAAACUAUUGGAAUAUAUGAAGGUUGGAUUAGAUCUAGCGCAUAAAUACAAACAAAUGGAGAAAUCACCAUUCUAUAACUUCAUCUAUUGUUAUGUUAGUGGCCAGGUUAAUCAAACUCGACAUCUAUUCAAUAAAAGUCGUGGAUCUUCUCCUGAAUUCGACUGCAAUUCAUUGUCAAAGGAUGGGAUAUGGUAUAUGCAACGUUGGCCAUUGGAACUUAUUAACUGGCCACAAUUCAAUAGUGACCGAUUGGAUAUCCAACUUAACGUACCUGCUGAAUGUGAUUGGGGAAGAGCACUCCGCUCGUUAAAAAUGUUACCUCCUGACGAACGAACCAUUAGUAUAUGGAACUAUAACGUCUACGACUUGGAUGGUGGUGACGGAUUUUUGGAAACAGAUCCAACUGCUUUCUUAAUAAGUUAUUGGGGAAUGCGUUAUUUUAAUUUGCUAGGAGAAUGA
Molecule: messenger RNA, 1818 nt
Organism: Rotaria sp. Silwood1
Lineage: Eukaryota; Metazoa; Rotifera; Eurotatoria; Philodinida; Philodinidae
Source: the annotation of a GenBank genome assembly